Molecule: messenger RNA, 1661 nt
Organism: Ornithodoros turicata
Lineage: Eukaryota; Metazoa; Arthropoda; Arachnida; Ixodida; Argasidae
Product: tubulin alpha-1C chain-like
Exons: 7
Coding region: 273-1622 (449 amino acids)
Biological process (GO): mitotic cell cycle; microtubule cytoskeleton organization
Cellular component (GO): cytoplasm; microtubule
Molecular function (GO): structural constituent of cytoskeleton; GTP binding
Source: RefSeq, a predicted model, not a curated record
AGGCGAUAGUGCGCCAUCAUAUCCGACAACUUGUGUGCGGUCAGCAAGAUAACUACGUAGAAGGUCAUGGGCGGGUCCACAUAUUCCAUAGCUGGACGAACACCCCACGCGUCUGACGACCAUGACGAGUACGCUCCAAUCGCAUUGCGGAAAAGAAGUCAUGUGUUGGCUGCCAACGCCCUUGGGUGCGUACAAAAAGGCUAGAGAAAUACCUCCACCCAUUAGUUGCCUCCGUGAAUUUGCUCUUCGUGCGUCUUUCACGCUCUUUCAAAAUGAGGGAAUGCAUCAGCGUACACAUUGGCCAGGCAGGUGUCCAGAUUGGUAACGCCUGCUGGGAGUUGUACUGCUUGGAACAUGGCAUCCAGGCGGAUGGCCAAAUGCCCAGCGACAAAGUGACCGGAGGAGUGGACGACUCUUUCAACACCUUCUUUGCUGAGACUGGGGCCGGGAAGCAUGUGCCGCGAGCGGUCUUUGUCGAUCUCGAACCUACUGUCGUGGAUGAGGUGCGAUCGGGUUCAUACAGGCAGCUCUACCAUCCGGAGCAGCUUAUCUCUGGCAAGGAAGAUGCUGCAAACAACUAUGCUCGCGGCCACUACACAAUUGGGAAAGAGAUCGUGGACCUCGUGCUGGACCGAAUCCGCAAGUUGGCUGAUAUGUGCACGGGACUCCAGGGCUUCCUUAUCUUUCACAGCUUUGGAGGAGGAACUGGAUCGGGCUUUACUUCACUCCUCAUGGAACGUCUUUCCGUCGACUAUGGAAAGAAAUCAAAACUCGAGUUUUCUAUUUAUCCCGCUCCUCAGGUGGCGACAGCUGUGGUAGAACCCUACAACUCUAUCUUGACGACUCACACGACCCUGGAGCACUCAGACUGUGCCUUCAUGGUGGACAAUGAGGCCAUCUACGAUAUUUGCAGACGUAACCUGGACAUUGACCGCCCCUCUUAUUCAAAUCUGAACCGUCUCAUCAGCCAGAUUGUCUCUUCUAUUACUGCUUCUCUGCGAUUCGACGGAGCACUCAACGUCGACCUCACAGAAUUUCAGACUAACUUGGUGCCGUAUCCAAGAAUCCACUUCCCGCUAGUGACGUAUGCCCCAGUGAUCUCGUCUGAGAAGGCAUACCACGAGCAGCUGACCGUGGCAGAAAUAACGAACGCCUGCUUCGAGCCAGCCAAUCAGAUGGUCAAGUGUGACCCACGUCAUGGCAAGUACAUGGCCUGCUGCAUGCUAUACCGUGGGGACGUCGUACCCAAGGAUGUAAAUGCAGCCAUUGCUGCUAUCAAGACCAAGCGCACCAUCCAGUUCGUGGAUUGGUGUCCAACAGGCUUCAAGGUUGGCAUCAACUAUCAGCCACCAACCGCUGUUCCUGGAGGUGAUCUGGCUAAGGUUCCUCGCGCCGUGUGCAUGUUGUCCAACACUACAGCCAUAGCUGAGGCAUGGGCCAGGCUAGAUCACAAGUUUGAUCUGAUGUACGCCAAGCGUGCUUUCGUACACUGGUACGUGGGAGAGGGUAUGGAGGAAGGAGAAUUCUCAGAGGCCCGUGAAGAUAUGGCAGCUCUCGAGAAGGAUUAUGAAGAAGUUGGAAUGGAUUCCAAUGAUGGUGUCGACGAGGGUGAAGAAUACUAAUUAAAGAAAGCAUUUAUUUGCUCAGAAUCAGGAUCUGGA